Tilletiaria anomala UBC 951 is the source of this 843-nucleotide messenger RNA. RefSeq lists its product as uncharacterized. The record is from RefSeq and is a predicted model, not a curated record. Gene Ontology annotation, cellular component: plasma membrane; fungal-type vacuole. The transcript has 3 exons. The coding region runs from base 1 to 843 and encodes 280 amino acids. Lineage: Eukaryota; Fungi; Basidiomycota; Exobasidiomycetes; Georgefischeriales; Tilletiariaceae.
AUGACUUCCGAAUUGGCUCCGACCACACUGCCGCCCGUGGGCAGCCCAUGGCGAUACCUCCCCAACUUGGGCGCGAACUGUGCAUUCGCAGUGAUCUACGCCGUGUGGUGCACCGCGGCGGUCGCCUACAUCCUGCGUACGCGAAAGCCGCGCUGGGGCUGGUGCAUGCCCGCCGGGCUCUUCUUCUCUUCCCUCGGGUUUGUCCUGCGCUGCGCCGCGCGCGGAUCCGACGCGAGCCUGGAGAGCAUACCAUUGUACGCGGUGCAGAGCCUGUUCGUUAUCCUCUCGCCCUGCGCGUUCCUCGCAUUCAACUACAUCGCGUUCGGCCGCACCAUCGUCGCGCUCGACCCAGCUCUUGCGGGAUGCAAAGAUGCUGCACCUAGACGCCGCGCUCGGUCCGCGUACAGCCCCUUGCCACCGCAACUGUUCGGACGCGUAUUUGUCUGGUCGGACGUUGUCACGUUCCUUGUGCAGGCGACCGGCGGCGGUUUGCAGGCUACCGGCGGCACCACCGCUACGCUCGGCUCCAAGAUCUUCUUGUUCGGCGUCACGCUGCAAGCGGUCAGCUACUUGGUCUUCGUCGCGCUCGUCGUCACGACGCACGUCAGGCUCCUGAAGGAGAGCUCGGCGCAUUCGCUCGACUACAUGCUCAGCUCGCACCCGGCCAUGCGCAUGCUCGCUUGCCUCUACUUUUCGAGCGUGUUCUUCGUCGUUCGCUCCAUCUACCGUAUCGUCGAGAUGGCAGAAGGCUACGAGGGUAUGCUGAUGAGCAACGAAGGCUUUGUGAUCGCUCUGGACACUGUGCCUUUGAUCGUUGCCACAGGUAUCUGGCUGGUGUACUGA